This is a messenger RNA of Austrofundulus limnaeus, 7425 nucleotides long. RefSeq names its product neurite extension and migration factor b (gene nexmifb). The record is from RefSeq and is a predicted model, not a curated record. Lineage: Eukaryota; Metazoa; Chordata; Actinopteri; Cyprinodontiformes; Rivulidae. Bases 308 to 4645 code for a protein of 1445 amino acids. Gene Ontology annotation, biological process: negative regulation of cell-cell adhesion mediated by cadherin; negative regulation of neuron migration; negative regulation of cell-matrix adhesion. Gene Ontology annotation, cellular component: nucleus. The transcript is spliced from 4 exons.
GAGGCCCGGGCUGCUGCUGCUGCUGCUGCUGCUGGAGGAGCAGGAGGAGGAGGAGGAGGGUGCAGGGGAGGGGUGGGGGGUGGACAUGCAGGGGAACUGUUUGCAUUUCGGGGAAAGACGCAUCUCUCCUGUCCAGAGCAGCUGAGGAGGAUCCCACUGCGACAGGAGGAAAAAAACAAACAAAAAAAACCCCCCAAAAACACCGAGAGGGAAAAAUAAACAAAUCACACCAUAACGCAUGUUUGGACGCUCUGGAGGUGGGACACUCAGAAAUGAUGCGUAGGAGGUGCAGCGUUGGGCCGUACUGAUGGAUGUGUUAGCAGACAGCGGUCUCACAUUGARUGUGAAGACUUCAGAAGCGGGGAAUGCAAACGUGGAAAAUGCAGGGGUAUGUGAGCAGAGUGGUGAUCUGAGUCUGUGCAGGCUUGUCAAUGCUGCUGCCUCCUCACCUCCUCCUGCUGCAGAGACUUCACAACAGGCCUGCCCAACACACCAGAAGACCACUCCUACGCCGCCGUCCCUCCCCCUGGCCCUCGGCACUGACCCCUCUCUGAGUCUAACUGUGGUCCCCUGCCCUCCAUCCAACGAUGUUUCAUCUAUAGUCCCCAACCUUCAACGUGCACCCACAACACUCCCCAACUCGGCUGUAUGCUCCUGGGGCCCAACAGGAGACACACAGAAAACAUCCCCCACACUGGCUAUCACCCUCCCUCUGUCAGCUGCAAUGAUGGAACCUGGCACGGUGUCCACACUGACGGAGGAGUGUCUCCUUCAGCCUGCCCGAACCUGCCUCGGUUGCUUUAUUGAAACCCGUGAUGCUUCUGACCCUAAUUCCAUCCAGAACCCACCCCAUGACCCCAACAACAACUCUGACACAGACCCCGGGCUGAGCGUUCGGAUAGGGGAUGUGAGUCGAGAGGAUUUUUCUGACAUCAACAACAUCAGCAUUCAGUGCCUGAGCCACGCAGGGGAGGCAGUAAGUCACUACGGGGAGCAGCUUCUCUCUGACCAGCUGCUUAGCUUUCCCCUGCCGAAAGCCCCGAGUGAGGGCAAAAGAGCAGACGGAACCAAAACAACGGAGGACUGUGAUGACCCAGAAGAUGAAGCGACAGCUAAGAACUUGUAUGAGGGGCUGUUACUGGACAAAGUCAGCGGAGAGGAGGUCCUGCUGGCAAAUGCUAGCCAGGACUGGGGCUACUUUGAGUCUUUCAUCAGCGAGAGUAAGAUGGAACUGUUGGACCUUUGCUCUAAGAAUGAACUUUCGGUCAACCUGUUCUCUGAAGAGGACGUUGACAACCUCUUCGACGACGAGGACGACGACUCGACACUAAGCAGCGACGUCUGCUCGCUUAAGAUUCGCUACGAGUCGUUCCAGGACAACAUGCGGGAAAAAACAAACGUGCUCCAGGAGGAGACACAGUUCAACUUCUUCCCCAGCCUCCUGGCCAACUGUGCCAAAAAAGAGGAAGGAGCGCCAGUCUUGAGGAAGGGUGCUGAGGAGAUGCAGCCCAAAACGGAGGAGCUCAUUGGGGAGACAGCGCAGGAAGAGAAAGGUGGGGAGUGCAGUGGCAGGAGCCCGCUUGGUGGCUCUCAAGGCUCCCCUAUGUCCACCUCCAAGGUCAGCUACCUAAUAGACUUUAACUCCACUGAGGAGUCAGGAGAGUUCAGCGACGACAGCUCCUGCACUGGCUCCUCCUUGGACACCCUGCAGGACAGCAAGUUUAAAAAGGGUCACUCAAAGAGAUUUCUCAGCCCCUCGAACCCUCUCAACUACGGCCUGCGCUCCAAGAGAAAGGUUCGAUACAGCGACGACUACUUGUACGAUGUUGAUUCUCUUGAAAGCGAAAAGAAUGCUGAGAAAAAAGAGAAAGCUCCCGCUGGUCAGAAAGAGGAGGAAGAUGUGGACUGGUGCCCCAAAAAACGCCGAAAAUCCUGUCGGAAAGAGCCGCCCGURGUCAUUAAGUACAUCAUCAUCAACAGGUUUAAAGGAGAGAGACUCAUGUCGGUGAAACUGGGCAAGCUGAACCCUGCGGAUGCGACUGUAAGCUUAAAUGCCGAAACAGUGAGCAAAUAUGAGACACUGGCUCCUCUGAAGGAUUUCUGGCAGGAGAAGCAAAGAGAGAGACAGGAGCAGCUUAAGCUGGUUGCCAGAGAUAAACAACAACGCGGUUUUCAUCUAAACGGACGCCAUCAUCGGCUCUUUAAUUCUAGUCAUCCCAAAAGGAAAUACAAGAUUGCAAACAGGCUUAAAGUUCAGAGAAUUCAAACUGUGGAGCAAUCAGUAACAACACAGGGUUCCUUUCUCUCUGAUCAGGGCCACACAGGUAUCACUAAAGAGGACCCCACCCCCACUGUAGAGGAAAUAAUAGCAGCCCCAGGCCUCCCAGUCACAUUAGACACAAGCUCCAUCACGCACACAAUCGCAACCAAGAGUCGCUCCCAGGAGCGGGCGGAGAGGGAGGGGAGAAGAUUGGGAGGAAAUAAAACAGUCAGGAUAAGGAAAUUCAAAAGUGAAGCCAGGCUGAGGAGCAAGAAAAUGAAAGAGGCAGAAGGGGAAGAGGGGAGGAGUGUGACAAAUGAAACUGAUGCCUGUGUCAGUGCAGCACAGAUUGAGGACUCCACUGCUGGGUUAGAACAGGCAGGCAUUAGUUCAACUACAGUCAAACCCCAUUUCUCCGACAGUAACGCCACAGCUAACGCAUCAGAGGAGAAAUUUCCUUUCGCUUCAUCCACCUGCUCUCCUGACAAAGCGGCCUCCUCCGAUGAGGUGGAGACGAGCGUGCCCGUCAUCCCGGGGGGCUACCUGCAGACCCUGUUAGAUGCCACCGACUCCUCUGGUGGAACAGCUAUCUCCUACUUCCCCCAGCAGUCCUCUCGGCAGCAGUAUUCUCUGGGGCUGUCCCUGGAGGAGAAGCAGUUUUCCUCUCUGCAGCUUGCUCAGAGCUGCGUCCUCUCACCUCCGUCUGAGUCGGAGCUCCAGCAGUCUCCCCAGAACUGCCCCAGCUUCCCGCAGAUGUGGCACCCACAACUGUGUGCGAAUCACAACCAGAGCUUUGGGCCUGAGACCCCUGAGACUCCUAUCUUACCCAACAACUUUCCUGCUGCUGUGCCCCUGAAUGACAACCUGCCAGUGUCUAACUACAGCCAGCUGAGCCCUGAGGCUGACAGGCUGCUMUAUGAGAAGAGCUACCUGACUGAGGCGGGGCUGCAGCCUGGGGCAGAUCUGCAAGUGUGUCAGUCUGCUUGUGUGGAGGGCCAGGUGCAAUACCAAAGAGGGUCCCUGUGCACAGACAAUGGGAGGCUCAUCAGCUAUGACUCAGUGGGCUCUCUGUCAGCCUCCUCCAGCAAUUACAGCUCCCUCAGCCUCAAGUCUUGUGAGCGGGAGGGUGAGGAGGAGGGCCGAGACAGCUUCUUAGCUCAUUGCAGUCCUAAAGUGGUGAUUCAGCAAAGUGUGGAUGCCCUUACCCCACUCAGGGAGUCCUCAGACCUGCUGGAUAUCUCCAACUUCACUCCUGACAAGUUCAGACACUCGUCACUGUCAGAGCUUUCCCCUCCUGAGACCCCCAAUUUGUCCCCCCAGGUGGUGGGGCGUGAAAUGAAGAUGGCAGGCAACGUUGGAGAGUACCAGGAUGUGAACGACAUGACUAUAGACUGCAACAGGGAGGUAAAGUGGAACUGUGAUGCCAUACAGCAACAGGAGCGCACCACAAAUGCAUACACAGUGGAGGACAGCCAGUUUCCCAUGCACAACUUCAGCAGUCAGGAAGUCAUAGGUUUAGAUAAAAAGGAGCUGGGCGUUACUGAGUUUGAUGAACAGACGGGUGCAAAAAACAUAAAGUCAAAGAGGAAAGGCAACUGCAAACAGACAACUGCAGGACAGAGCCCAAAGAAAGUCCGAGCUCCCAGAGCUCCCAAGUCUGAAAAYGUCAAGACGCCCAAACAGAACUCUCGGUCGACCAAAAAAAUAAAGGCCAUGUUAGAGGGCAAGGCWGCAAAGAACCAAGCAGGUGGCACAGGCCUGACUGACAGUAGCAGCUCUGGGGACUGGCCUGGCACCGGCUGGUCAGAGCGCAACAGCCUGGUAGGAGAUGACCAGCGGGAAUUUGAGGAACCCUCCAACAUUUUAUCCAACAUCGUCUCAGGCAUGGCCGAGGUCCAGAGGUUCAUGAUGGCCUCCAUCGAGCCACUGUGGAAUCCCAUGUCUGAGGCUUGCAUGCCCUCCGAGGCCAACAGCCUCAACUUAAAGACCCUCAAAAUCUUGGCUGGAACGGAGGCGGACCUGAAGAAGAAAGGAGCGGUGCUAACGGGGGCUGGCAGAGGCAGGAAGGCGGGGGGCAAAGGAGGCAAAAACCAGGCCAAAUUCAACCCGUCUCACCCCUUGUUCCCUCAGUUAGCACUGGGCUGCAACAUGUUCGAUAAACCCAGCUUUAUWAACCCCGGGCCUGCGCACAAAAAGCUGUACCGCCACAAGACGAGUGCAAAGUUCCCUCGGAUUGAGACACUSAAGGGGAAACGAGCUGAGAGAGACCCAAAUAAGGACAUAGCACUGAUGACCUCUUUUGAGAAACUGAGAAUAUGGAUGUCCUGUUGUUGCUGUUCUUCAUACACUGCCUGGCUCAUUUUCAAGAGGGAAGCCUUCACUUAAUGAGCCCUAUUUAAGCCCAAGACGUCUUUAAAACACAAAAAGAUGGGACCAUUUUGUAUUGUUGACAUAUCAGACCUUGUCUCUUUUUUUUUUCCUUUUUUAACCCUCAAAGUUGGAAUGAAUCCUCAUUUCCUUUUACUGAGCGUUUCUUUUACUUGUGGAGUUUAAGAGGAACUGGUUAUCUAAAUUUACAUUUUUACGCCUUGCAAAUUCAUAAAAGCUCCACCCUCAGAGUAUUUUUGUCAAUGUUGUUGUACAGGGACAUGCAAUAUUUGCAAAAAAUAAAGAAAAAAAAGAAAAAAAAUAUGGUUAUAAUUUAAAAAUCAAUGUGCCAAAAGUAACAAGGCUGUGUAAAUGACCUCUUAUAUAUGUGUGAAUAUUGGCUGUUCCUCUUUUUCUAUCCAUUGGAAUAUUGGCUGCUCGGGUUGGAGGCUCCUCGCAGAGACUUGCAACUACAGGAAUUCUUCAUUUGAGACUUUUUCCUCUCUCUUCUCUCUCUCUCUCUCUCCUCCGAUGAAAGGCACCAACAGCUGGCAGUGGUACGCCACCACUCAUGAAACCAAAUCGUAAAAAAAAGACUCUGAAUUUGCCUUGUUUUUGUUUUUUGUUUUUUUCCUUUCCUUUUUUUUCUUUUUAKCCCCUACUUUGUUUGCCAAAUUCGAUUUACCUCAACAUCACCUGGCACUGAGAAGCAACAAAAGAGAGGCAAAGGGGAGAGCUGCUCUGAAGGCCACUGCAAAGGACGGAGAUWAAAAAAAAAAGAUGUUCAAAUGAGCCCUCUCUGGACCAGUUAGUGCAGAUGUAAGCAAAGAAACGACUUGCUGUUUUUUUGGGGGGGCUGCACCACACUGAAUAGCUGUUUGUACUGGAAAUUUACGGCAGAUUACGGCUCAUAGAGAUUCUGAUGCAUGCAUCAGUGGUGAAUAGACAUGUUUUUGCAGUUAUUGUGAAUGUGAAAGCAGUUUUCAGUACAAAUGGAYUCAGUAGUCUUGUAAAUGAAAGGAAAGCAUGUCUUUGCAUUUGCUCCAUAUGAAAAUUUUUAUCUUACAAAAAAAUGCUCAUUUAAACGGAAACUUUAACUCACAUUCUCAUAAUUUUUAUUUKUUUACACUGCCUUACUUUAUGAGUUGCACAUCCUCGUCUUUUAUCAUCUGAUUAUGUCAAAAACCUUAUUUUUGUUGUUGUUUACAGUGUUCUUAUGUUUUAUUUUAUUUCUAAAGGUAUAUCUGUCACUUCAGGGUCUGUAUUCUGACRGAAUAUAUUGCGACCUGCAAUUCAAAACCAUAAUUUAACAACAACAAAACAUUUUGUUUUUAACUUCCUCAUUUCUAUCUGUUAAUUUGGGCUCAUUCUCUACCUCAGAGCACUGAAAAGAAGAAAAAAAAAACAUCUAGAAAUGAACCUUAAAAUAGACUAUACAAUCAUAUUUAAUCAGUUAUAAAAUCUUUAGAUAGUUUAAAGGAGCCAAUCACACAGAUACGGAACAAUAAGCAGAUAUUUUCACUCUUGURCCAGCAGAAUAAAUGACACGAGGCUGCGUGGACAAAUUGAUUGAUCUGAAAGCAAGCCUUGUCACAAUGGAUAUGACGAUUCUGACGUGCAGGUUGUACUAAUUGAUUGCUUGCAUAUUGGCAAGAAUCCUAAUCAAUCUCUCUGUGUCUUAUUCGUGUCUCGUCUCUGCCAUGAUGCUUUUCGUUUUACCUUCUCUUAAGUGUUAUCAGGGUUAGGACCAAGACAAGCUGCUGAUGGGAAGCUCCACAUUGGGCCUCGGGCCCAUUUAGUCUGCCUUCUCUCAUUUCUGCCUAUUGUCAAAUUGAAUGUACUUCUCUUGAGUUCCUUUGCUUUUAAUUUGAAUGACUUUGUUUCUAAAAUGUGCCACUGUUGAGCUGCCUCAUGUUAAUGGUGCUAAGGAAGCUGACAAAUCUUUUUUCUUAAUGGUUUGAUUUUUUUUUUCAUUUCUCUGUUUUUGUUCUUUAUUUUACCCAGAGUUAACAAAAAAGGAUUAAAAAAAGAAAUGCAAAAUAGAUUAGGUACCUAACCCUUUUUAUGAAUGUAUAUUAAAAUGUUAUGUUUGAUGUAUUCACUUCAUGAUUCUUUGACACUGAUUGGAAUUACUUUUGCUCUUUUCAUUAAAAGAUUACCGAGCUUUAUAUAUACUGUCUAGAGUUGUUACCAGAAAGAAUCUUAAUGAACUCUUGACACGACAAAAAUCUUGUAUAUUUUUUGUGUGCCAAUUUGUAACAUAUUUUGUAAGUGUAUAUUUUUCUUAGAAAGUGCUGUGAAGUAUUUGUGUGUGUGUGUGUGAGUAACCUUUUAUGCCCCUCCGUGGGCUGUGGAAAAGGAUAUGCGACGGCGACGACGACAACGACGAGUUCCUGGUUUUAAAAACCAAAAUAUGAAAGUAUUGACAGAAAAACUAGAACUAUUUACAUUUCGUUGGGAGUUUUGUAAUAAGAUCAUGAUCUUGUUGUGAGAGUGUUGUGUUACUGUGCAAAACACAAAUAAGCAAAGAAAAAAAGCGAAAAGUCAAGGAAAAAAAUAUAAUUUGUGAACAAUUUGCUGUUUUAUAGAUUUUCAUGUAAAUUAUUUGAGUAUUAUUUUGAUUUUUAUUUUAGUUUGUUUUUUAUUUUGUUUUUGUUUUGUUGUAAUUGUUGCAAAGGUUUUAAAUAUUUGUGAUCAAGCCUGUAUGGUGAUAAUGUAAUAUUGGUAACUUGCUGAGUUUUGUAAUAAUGUUUAUGGAGUAAAUAUACAAAUUAAAAUAAGAUUUUGAAUGCUGCUUU